UCCCAAGCACUAGGCACCGGGGGACGGGCCCGGCGUGCGGCGGUGGGCGGGACUCCGUUGCCAGAGUAACCGGAUGUUGAUGGUGGCGUCUUCCUGGCGCGACGCUGUUUCCCGGAGCUGAGAUCUCGCAGCUAUGAGUUACGGUGAAAGAUUUGUUUUCAUUGUGGAGUGGUAUGAUCCAAAUGCCGCGCUCCUUCGACGUUACGAACUUUUGUUUUACCCGGGGGAUGGAUCUGUUGAAAUGCAUGAUGUGAAGAAUCAUCGUACCUUUUUGAAACGGACCAAAUAUGAUGACCUGCGCUUAGAAGAUUUAUUUAUAGGCAACAAAGUGAACAUCUUUUCUCGACAGUUGGUGUUAAUUGAUUAUGGGGAUCAAUAUACAGCACGCCAGUUGGGCAGUAGGAAAGAAAAAACAUUAGCACUGAUUAAACCAGAUGCAGUAUCAAAGGCUGGAGAAAUAAUUGAGCUAAUAAACAAAUCUGGAUUUACUAUAACCAAACUCAAAAUGAUGAUGCUUUCAAGGAAAGAAGCAACCGAUUUUCAUAUAGACCACCAAUCAAAGCCCUUUUUUAAUGAGCUGAUUCAGUUUAUUUCAAGUGGCCCCGUGAUCGCGAUCGAGAUUUUAAGAGAUGAUGCUAUAUGUGAAUGGAAAAGACUCCUUGGACCUGCGAACUCGGGGGUGGCAAGUACCGAUGCUUCGGGAAGCAUCCGGGCCCUCUUCGGAACCGAUGGCAUAAGGAAUGCGGCACACGGCCCUGAUUCUUUCACCUCAGCUGCCAGAGAAAUGGAGUUGUUUUUCCCUUCAAGUGGAGGUUGUGGACCAGCGAAUACAGCAAAAUUUACAAACUGUACCUGUUGCAUUAUUAAGCCCCAUGCUAUCAGUGAAGGUCUCCUGGGCAAGAUCCUCAUGGCUAUUAGAGACGCCGGGUUUGAAGUCUCAGCUAUGCAGAUGUUCAAUAUGGACAGGGUUAAUGUUGAAGAAUUCUAUGAAGUUUAUAAAGGAGUGGUGUCUGAGUAUAAUGAGAUGGUGACAGAAAUGUAUUCUGGCCCUUGUGUAGCAAUGGAGAUUCAACAGACUAAUGCUACAAAGACAUUUCGAGAAUUCUGUGGCCCUGCUGAUCCUGAAAUUGCCCGGCAUUUACGUCCUGACACCCUUAGAGCAAUCUUCGGUAAAACUAAGAUCCAGAAUGCCGUUCACUGUACUGACCUGCCAGAGGAUGGCGUAUUAGAGGUUCAGUAUUUCUUCAAGAUCCUGGAUAACUAGCAAAAUAGAAUGUGAAGAAGUCAUAGCCUGGGGCAUGUAGACAAGAGUGAAUCACGCACAUAAGGGAUGUUAUGUGUUCAUUCUUUUAUUGUCCAUUGUUUUAACCUGACUGAAUACAAGAUCAACAAGA
Messenger RNA from Ochotona princeps (American pika), 1394 nucleotides. RefSeq names its product NME/NM23 family member 7 (gene NME7). The transcript is spliced from 12 exons. Lineage: Eukaryota; Metazoa; Chordata; Mammalia; Lagomorpha; Ochotonidae. Gene Ontology annotation, cellular component: centrosome. Gene Ontology annotation, molecular function: nucleoside diphosphate kinase activity; ATP binding. The record is from RefSeq and is a predicted model, not a curated record. Gene Ontology annotation, biological process: CTP biosynthetic process; GTP biosynthetic process; UTP biosynthetic process. The coding region runs from base 134 to 1264 and encodes 376 amino acids.